AUGAAGAUCCUGAGUUGGAAUUGUCGGGGCUUGAGCAACCCGCGUGCAAUUCCGAACCUGCGACAACUAGCUCAAAAACACCACCCUGAUGUCUUUUUCCUUUCCGAGACGUUGGCAAAAAAGCAGAAACUUGAGAGUGUUCGUGUUUCUCUUAAAUUUGACUCGUGCUUAUCCAUUGACGUCGUCGGGAGAAGUGGAGGUUUGGCGGUGUUAUGGAAAGAUUCUGUUAAUUGUAGUAUCGUGAACUUUUCUAGGAACUUUGUAAACUUGGUGAUUCAAGACAAUGAUAAGGAAGAAUGGAGACUCACUUGCUAUUACGGUUAUCUAGAACGACACAGAAGGAGGGAGGCGUGGGAUAUGUUAAGAGAAGUUCGCGACAUGUCGACAACUCCUUGGUGUGUUAUCGGCGAUUUUAAUGAUCUUCUCUCGCAUCAAGACAAGGUUGGUAUCCACCCGCAUCCAAAUUGGUUGUGCGCCGGCUUUCGUGAAGCGGUGUCUGAUUGCAAUCUGUUAGACAUCCCUAUGGAAGGCCAUCCUUUUACAUGGAUAAAAAGUCGAGGUACACCGCAUGUUAUUGAAGAAAGACUAGACCGUGUGCUUGUUACGCAAGAAUGGAUGGAAUUUUUCCCUGCAGCAAAACUCAAUAAUUUGUUGGCUUCACACUCUGAUCACAGCCCUAUUUUAUUACAGUGUGAACCACCUCAAUUGAACCGCCAUAAGUCAUACUCCUUUAGGUUUGAAAAUGCUUGGUUAAAAGAUGAUGAAAUUCAAGAGAUUGUUAGCAAAGGUUGGAAUGCCGAGGAAGAAAUGCAUGUUACCCAACGCCUUAACAAUUGUGCGUCGGAAUAUCUCGGUGGAACAAGAUGA
This is a messenger RNA of Vicia villosa (hairy vetch), 867 nucleotides long. RefSeq lists its product as uncharacterized. Gene Ontology annotation, molecular function: catalytic activity. Lineage: Eukaryota; Viridiplantae; Streptophyta; Magnoliopsida; Fabales; Fabaceae. Bases 1 to 867 code for a protein of 288 amino acids. The record is from RefSeq and is a predicted model, not a curated record. The transcript has a single exon.